CCCCAUCGGCCCUUGCUUUCACUGCUGCAGCUGCUCCUCAGUCUCGCUGCCUGCAAUCUGUGCUGGAGAGGCCGACCGAGCAGCAGCUUCACCGCUAAACCCGGCCCACAAAACGCUUAUGACGCUCGCCACCAAAGAUCACAAAUAACACGAGGUAAGUCUAAACGCACUGGGAUGUGGGAUUUGAGUACAAUUUUUACAAUACAGUCGCACCGCUUCCGAAGAUGUCGAUCCGCGAUGGUUAAAUGCGCGGUCGAUUUCGAAAAGCGGCAUGUUUGCGGAAGUGGACGUGCGGUCCAUGUUUAGCCGCCCCUGUUAUUUGCCUUACAUAUCAUGUGUGUGUGUUUCCAAAUCUAUAUUUCACUCUGACGUGCAUUUUGCCGACACUGUAAGCGUUUGGAAGGGUGGAAGAUGCUGUUUAGGUUGGCCGUAAACGAAGCGAACUAGCCAUUGGACCCGUUUGAAAAAUCAAAAUGGCUUCCAUCUUUGUCGUCUCAGCAGAGAGGUUUAUACCUUUGUUUCCCCGUCUCGCAUGUCAGGGAGUCUGUGAGUAACCUCCUUUUUAUAUUUAUCCAGUGGAUUAUUCUCCAUCGAUCUUUCGUGUUAAGAGUCUGGUGUUUGUUUCACUGGUCUUUUAUUUAUUUUGUUACUUACCCAGUAGCGCACUUUUUGACCACGUCAGUGCGGUGGGGGAGGGGAAGUGAGUCUGUCUGGGUGGAGCCUGUAUGAUUCGUUCACUGUGGAUGAAUUUUAUCCAUUUCCCCCUUCGCUUGCUGGGAUGUCACCCAUGCUUCAGGUAGGCAAACCCCCAUGCCCUUAAUAUAUCUGGUUAACAAUGUGGUUAUGGGUUUAAAGUUCUUGUGUGUGAUCUUGGUAACUGUCAAGCAAAUCAUCUCCAUUAUGUUAAGUCAUCCCUCUUAACAUGAAAUGACUUUGCAAUAUAUGUGGUGGUUUCUUUUUUUGUGUGCUUGCACUCAAUGGAUUUGUUGGUUUGCUUGUUUUGCAUAGAGUUUGAUGUGUAAAAUGUAACUCAUUACCAUUGUUUAGCUAUCGUCUUAUGUCUUCCCCACCUCUCACCUCCCCACCAGUAUUUGACAAAUGUAGCUGAUCCGAGGUCCCUGUGCUACUCCCCUCCUUGCACCUACCAACACACAUGCAUACACGCACUUAAUCACAUACACACUCACAAACACUCAGUCGGUUAAGAGUUGGUGUGAUGACAGAUAAUGUGCUUUGUCAUGCUGGUUGGUGUCAUGUGUUUUUCCUAUACUGGAUGCAUGUUUGUUACUUUUAGGCUCCUGUAACCCUGGUUGGCUGGCCACGGAGACAGGGAGCCCUCGUCUCAGUACUGUGGCUCUCCACAUUAGACUUUCUGUUUGGGGCUAACCAUGUUCUCCAAGGGCACCAAGCGCAAAUUUGCAGAUGGUGGUGAAGAGAUAUCUGACGAUGGCUUGGUAGCUGCCAGGGUGGCAUCCUCGUACAGCUUGCAGCGGCAAUCUCUGCUGGACAUGUCCCUCAUUAAACUUCAGUUAUGCCACAUGCUGGUGGAGCCAAACCUCUGCCGCUCGGUUCUCAUUGCCAACACAGUCAGACAGAUUCAGGAGGAGAUGACCCAUGAUGGCAGCUGGCAUAUGGUCACCGAAGCGUUCUGCGGUGCAAGCCAGAGCCCAUCUGAGCGCUUGGUGGCCACUGAAGUUCUCUGCAGGUCAAGGGAGCCGGAUGCAGAACCGAAGCUCUUUUCCGUCAUCAGCUAUGAGGGUUGCCGUGAAGAGGAGGUGGUAGCUGAUGAGACCCUGUGCUCUGUUUCUGUUAGUGAUACAGUCUCCAACGUGUGCCUGUCAGGGCGCAUGGGUCAGCGGUGGGAGAAGAGUGAUGUAGAGAGGGAGGAAGAGGCACUUGAAGACUCUAGACUUGGUUCAGGAGAUGACGACGAGGAGAUUGACACAGAGGAUGAGUCUACACCGGAGGGUCCGAAGACCAUUGGACAGGUUUUUGGGACAUUUGAAAUAAAAAACGGUUCCCCAGGUCCAGACUCUGCUCUCGAAGAGCUAUUCUCAGAUGUCGACACAUCCUACUAUGAUCUGGACACCAUGUUGACCGGCAUGCAGAGCGCACCCAAAAUGGGCCCUUAUGACCUCCUUGACAGUUUGGCACCUUCACAUAGUUCCCCUUCCAUUGUUUCAACGCCGAACUGUCGUUCGGAUCUCAAUGAACUGGAUCACAUAAUGGAAAUCAUUGUGGGUUCUUAGGUUCGACCUUUUUCAGAAACUUACACGCUUGUCUUAAUGUUACUGCCUUUUCUGUUCCUUAUGGAAAGCAAGUAAAGUCUGGAGUCCUUUCAGGGAAAAGAGUUGUCUUGUGAAGGAUGGCCUUGAUUUUUAUGAGCUGACCAUAGUCAUCUUAUUUGCAUACCCUUUGUAUGUUUUAAUGAUUUUUUCUGUAUUUGUCUGUCCAGACAAUUUUUUUUUAAAUUUAAUUUAUUUGUUAUACUCGUAACACUACAGAGAGCAGAACAAGAUGUAUACAAAUGUUGUUAAGCUUGGGAUAUUUUCAUAAGGAGACAAAAGAUUGUCUAAAUUGUGUAUAUAAAUAUAUUUUUACAAUAGAUUUUUCUUGUAAUAUGUUCCUGUACAUUAUGUACAUGUCCUACAAAUUGAUUUUAAAUGAAGAGAUUAGAUUCUUACGUGCAACAACGUUUCUGUUUAUAAAAAUCCAUAAACCGAAGGAACUUAAUUCAAUACUACAAUACACACAAGGCACCAAGUAUACAUACAGUGAUGCAUGUUUUACGUUCAUGUGCUCAUUUGCACAAAGUAUUUUUGUUUUCCUUUCAAGGUUUGAUUGCAGUUGGCUGUCAAUCAGCUCAGCCGUAGGUUUUGUUUGUUGUUAGGCGUCAAAGUUCUUCUAUUUUGUCUUAUCAACAAAUGAAGUAUAAUGGGGCCAACCCAUUCUAUAUUGUGACUUAAUUUAUUUAAUUUAUUUACUUCAAAUGGUGAGUGUUGGCUGUGGUCAAACUCAGGGUGGCUUUUUAAUUCUAGAGGAUUUAAUAGGUCCGAUUCACCAAAGCCUUUUGCUCAUAGCAAAUCGAUCACAGAAUUAAUCCUUCUGGUGAUUUGCACCAAUUAUUGCUAUAAGUAUUGAUUUUUUUUUUUUUUUUUUAAAUAAGUUAACUGUUUAAAUAUGGGUGAAUGGCUCAUGGAUUUCUAUUAGUCCUCUAGACCCCUCAUAAUGAGAAGGCAUUUGUCUAGUUCUAUGCAUUGCGUGUUGUUACACACUAUGUAUGAAGUGUUUAAAAUGCAUUUAGUACAGUAUUCUUUUUUUAUACUUCAGAAUCAGUCAAGAGAUGGUUUUAUUUUACUUAACAUUUCCCCCAGUUGUUACAUAUAUAUUUGGUUGUUUAAAGUCAAUUUUUGCAUAAACUAUGUUUGUGCAAGUUAUAGGUUAUUACACUUUGAUAAUUGUUUUCUUCUUUGUCUCACACUUAAAUUUUAAGAGGAUGUUUUCUAUUGUAUGAUCUUAAACUAGUAUAGAGUAUAAACAUUUUAUAUGAGCAUUGUAGCUUUUUUAACAUUUUUUAAUAAAAGGUACAACUUAUGACAUUUA
This is a messenger RNA of Danio rerio (zebrafish), 3603 nucleotides long. The record is from RefSeq and is a predicted model, not a curated record. Lineage: Eukaryota; Metazoa; Chordata; Actinopteri; Cypriniformes; Danionidae.